UUUCGCUUUUAAUUAAAGAUUGACCUUCACAUUAGCAACGGAGCGAAGACAAUAUAAUAGAAUUGCAGGUUCAGAUCAAAAUGUCAACGUUUAGAUGUAAAGAAAAGUCUGGUUAUCUCUACUGGUUCUAGUAAUUGGCAUUCUUAUCUACUACUACAAAACAGAAACUGAGAUUCUACACAGCGCCAAGGACAAGAGCAACUUAAAUGAACAGGAACAUGCUUCUCAAACUGAAAACGACAUUCACAAACAAACACAUCAUGCAAAUGUUUUAAACUCUAAAUCUGAUUUAGCUGACGAAACUGAAGGCACAAGUAAUCAUAUACACGAAAAAGUCCGAGAUUACAGAACUGAAACUAUUCAGAGCAAAAAUAAUGCGUUGAUUCCGGAAAGCUCCAAUGUGACACACGAAAGUUUCUUUGCAGAUUUUCAGUUAUUAAAAGAACAAGUUAAAGAUAUUUUAGAAAUACAAACAAAACAUGAAAUGAGCACAACUAAUAAAUUAGAAAUGGAAAACGCUCUUGAAAACCUCAAGAUUGAACUCUGCAACAAUAUAAAUUUCACAGUGGAUUUGUCGAACAAGAUAAAAAACAUGACUGAAACGAAGUUCGCUCACUUUUCCAAGACACUGAGCGAUCUGGACAAUGGAAGUAAAGUAAGAUUAAAAGAACUGCAAAAAUCUUUAAGUAUUUUUACUACUGAAACACAAGACAAUGUACGUGAACUCCGUGAAUUUGUGAAAAGGUUAUACGCAGAGGUAGAAGAAGAUUUCAAAGUGAGAAUAGAAAAUGUUAAUGAGCAACUAAAAGAUGUUCAAAAUAACAGGAAAGCGGCUGACCAAAGAAUAUAUGAACUACAGCAAUUGAUAGAGAACAGGAUAUUUCCAAACACGUUCAAUAAAGAUGUUGCUGUUAUUGUUUUUCUGGCUGUCGUUGCGUUUGUUUUAUUUCUAACAUUCUGUGUUUACACUCUACGUUCCGCACUAGAGGAGUCAAAAUCCGAUAUUGCUACACUGAAGAAAGAACUGAAAGGUUUGGAAGCAACUUUGAAGCAAGAACAUUCAUACGGUACAGGAGGAAAUGAAGUACCGGGGAGGAUGUCAUAGUUUACUCCAUUUGUUGUUGGAUUCAAUAAAAGUUUAGUUUGAUACUCUUGGGAGAAAUGCAAUUGACAGCUUUUCAUGGAAAUACAGGUUAAAUAAGUUUAUUACACGGGUAGACUGACCCCGCCAUUAUGUUCAGUUUGUCAGUUUGAAAAGCAUGACCUAUGAUGCAAAAGAAACAUGUAUUUGCUCUACAGAUUUAUUACGAUGAGAUCACGUGAUAAUUUAUUUUAAGAUGACAAAUAAGAGAAACGGUUUACUUAUAUUGGUGAGAGGAGAAAGCAUAACGCAAAAUAUAGUAGGAACUAUAGAGUAAAUCGUUUUGCGUGUGGCUUAAACAUUCUUGUCCAAACCAAAUUCACUGAUUCAUGAAUAGGAUCAUAUUUUAUAGACAGAACUUUGUCGAGAAAAAAAAAAAGCUGCGUUUUCCUGCGUGGAGUGAAUUUUAGCAAAGAAAGCGAAACUACUUUCGGAAAUGUUUAUUAAAUCAAUUUGUUGCUUUUUGUAGUAUAUAAGUUCAAUUAAUGAACAGAAUUAAUGCCAAAUUAGAGAUUUAAAUUUUCCUUUACUGACAAGCAUGACAAACAGAUUUACGUCCGUAAUUGUCAUAUUUGAGGUAAUACAAAAAACUCGACAACUUAACGUGUUCAGUAAACUCAUUAUGAUCUAAUCACUGACCAACUUGGUCAUUCAUCAGCAAGAGUAGUUGUAUUUUGCAUCCUUUUUGUUUAUGUUUCUCACGUAUGCAUCAAUUAUUUAAACAUGUCAAAUAUUGCCCGAUUUAAAUAUAACAAAUAAUUAAGGCCUUCUAAUGGUUUAUCAACUGAUUUAAGUUCAGAUGAGUAGCACGCCCUCGUGGUUAAAUACCGAAGCAUCUGAACGAUGAACCGUGGUAAAUCAGACGAUAACUCACAAGAAGGCCUUGAUUGUUUUCAUUCUGACAUGCUCAUUGGCAUAUUUUAAUAAAUAUCAUACUGGACUUCAUUUACCCGAGGAGUAAUGUAUCGGACGUCAUGUGGCAAUUUGACGUCAUUAUUGACGUCAUAAUGCUCUCCUACCGGUCCGCGCGUCAACCAUUGUUUAUCGCAGAUUCUAAAUGGCUCGAUUUGAUUUCCAGUUAAACAAAGAAGAAAAUCAAGCUCUGUAUAUUAUACAGUUAUUGACUUAUGUUGAGGUCAAUAUGUGUUUUACGGACCUGUAAAAGCGAUAUUGACCGAUGACUGCGUCCUCGGUCAAUAUCAUUUUUACAGGUCCAUAAAAACACAUAUUAACCUCAACAUAAGUUUAUAAUUGUUAUAUUAUAUGCCCUUCUCAAAUGCAUUCAUUUGAAUGGCCCAUUUUUCUUACAUACAAGAAAAGGUGAUAUCACAAGAGUCAUUAUCGCUUUUUGCGGACCCGCACGUGCACUCAUUUCGACCAAUCAAAUGAGCGCAUUUGAGGAGGGUAUAUAAUAUUCUGCGAUAAACAACGGUUGACGCGCGGACCGGUAAGAGGGGUCAGCUUUUCUCCUAAACUAUCAAAGCUAUUGCUUUAAAACUUGCAACACUUGUUCACCAUCAAUAGCUGACUCUUUACAGCAAAAACAUAACUCCAUCCUGCUUUUUGCCAGAAUUAUGGCCCCUUUUGGACUUAGAAAAUAUUAGAGUUCUUGGUUAAGUUUUGCGUUUAGGUCAACUUUCCUCCUUUACGGUCAAAGCUAUUGCUUUAAAACUUGCAACAUAUGUUUACCAUCAAAAGUGUCACUGCACAACAAGUACCAUAACUCUGCAUUGCUUUUUGCAAGAAUUAUGGCCCCUUUUGAAUCAUGGGUAGGUCAAUAUUUGUAAUAUACUGAGAUAAAAAAAACAGAUGAGCGUCUGCACCCGCAAUACGGUGCUCUUGUUAAUUAUAUUUUGCUAUUUUAUAGUUUGAUUUUUAUUACUAUUAUUUGUUUUGUAAUAAAACUUUUUAACAUA
This is a messenger RNA of Mercenaria mercenaria, 3057 nucleotides long. RefSeq lists its product as uncharacterized. The transcript has 3 exons. Bases 485 to 1105 code for a protein of 206 amino acids. The record is from RefSeq and is a predicted model, not a curated record. NCBI's taxonomy places the organism in Eukaryota, Metazoa, Mollusca, Bivalvia, Venerida, Veneridae.